Messenger RNA from Nanorana parkeri, 3449 nucleotides. RefSeq names its product activated leukocyte cell adhesion molecule (gene ALCAM). NCBI's taxonomy places the organism in Eukaryota, Metazoa, Chordata, Amphibia, Anura, Dicroglossidae. Bases 83 to 1801 code for a protein of 572 amino acids. The transcript is spliced from 16 exons. Gene Ontology annotation, cellular component: plasma membrane. The record is from RefSeq and is a predicted model, not a curated record. Gene Ontology annotation, biological process: cell adhesion.
ACAGGUGCCCUCCAUCCACACCCGGCCGGUCCGGGCGAUUGCAUCUACCAGUGUAUGUGUGUUGGGAUCGGAUCUUUGAGCCAUGACAGCAAGUAGUUUCCUGGCCGUGUGUGUCCUGUGUGCGGCCAUCCUCCGGACAGGUUUUGGAUUGCAUACAGUUAGUGCAAUUUAUGGAGAAACAAUCAAUAUACCUUGUGGUCAAGAUAUAACACAAGACCUUCUGUUUGGCAAAUGGAAAUAUGAAAAGCAAGAUGGAACUGCGGUUUUUGUAGCUUCUCGUUCCGAAGCGAAAAAAACUUUCAAUUUUGAUGACGUGCCAGAGUACCAUGGUCGCCUGAACCUGUCGGAGAACUACACAUUGUCUAUUUCUAAUGCAAGGAUUAGUGAUGAAAAGAGAUUUGUAUGCAUGCUCAUAACAGCAGAAAAUGUUUUUGAAGUGCCUAUAAUAGUCAAAGUAUUCAAGCCACCUUCAAAACCUGAAAUUAUAAGCCAGGCAACAUUUUUGGAAACAGGAAAGCUAAACCUGGUUGGAGACUGUGUUGCUAAAGACAGCUAUCCAGAUGGCAAUAUUACAUGGUACAGAAACGGCCAAGUCCUUUUGCCAGUGGAUGGAGUUGUGAAUGUGGACUGGUGGAAAGAAAAAAACCCAACAAGCGGUCUUCUUAGCAUGCGUUCAACAUUGCAGUACAUGUCAACAAAAGAGGAUAUAGAGGCACAGUUUUCAUGUGCAGUGACUUAUUACAUGCCAGAUGGACUGGCAACAAUGGAUUCUGAUCCAGCCGUAUUCGAUAUUUACUACCCUACAGAGAAGGUGACAAUUCAUGUACAGUCCACCAAAAAAACAAUAAAAGAGGGAGAUAACAUCACACUAAAAUGCAUAGGGAAUGGAAAUCCACCUCCAGAGGAAUUUUUGUUCUACCUUCCAGGUCAGGAAGAGGGGAUACGUAGUUCAAGUGCCUACCAUAUAACUGACAUAAAAAGAAAUGCAACUGGAGAUUAUAAAUGUUCUUUGCUAAAUAAAAUAAUGAUUGCUUCAACAAUGGUAACCGUACAUUAUUUGGAUUUGUCACUAACACCCACUGGAGAUGUCACUAUACAAGUUGGAGACAGUCUUUCUGUUUCAUGCAUUCCUUCUGCAAGUAAAAAUGUUUCAGUCACAUGGAUGAAGAACAAAAAAAUCCCUGCACAGCCAUCAUUCACAAAUCUACAAUAUAGAGAUUCAGGGGUUUAUGAAUGUGAGACCAGCCUUAUGGAAGUUGAUGGUCUGAGGAGAAAAAAGACACUAAGACUUACUGUAGAAGGAAAGCCACGAAUCAAACUCUCAAAAAAGACAAAUGCUGAUGGAAGGUCAAAAACAAUCCUGUAUGAGGUAGAUGGCUUCCCAAAGCCCGAAGUGCAGUGCGUCAGAUUAGGAAAUGAUCUAUACUUGAACAAAACUGAAGAGACUAUGUUAAGUAAUGGAAAAUAUUCUGCUAAAAUUAUCAUUUCCCCAGAAGAGAAUGUCACAAUUAUCUGCAGUGCUGAAAACAAAUUGGGGCGAGAGUCCCAUUCCUUAAAUGUCUCUGCUAUCAGCUUUCCAGAACCAGAUGAUCAUGUUGAUAGAAGUGGUGACAAUAAUGACCAUGCAAAACUCAUUGUGGGAAUUGUUGUUGGUCUUCUACUCGCUGCACUGGUUGCUGGAUUAGCCUACUGGAUAUACAUUAAGAAAUCAGGCUCAGCAUCAAAACAUGUAGGAAAGGAACUUGGUAACACAGAAGAAAACAAAAAACUAGAAGAAAACAAUCACAAAUCAGAAGCAUAAGAACUUAAUAAAUAGCAAAAUACUCAAGAUACUCAAGGGAAACCAUGAUGAGCAGUUUGAAGCAUGACUAUGGAUUGUAAUUAAUGGAAUAUAUAAUGGAGCUGCAAAUGUUCAUGGUCAAAGUAUUAAACAUUUGUACCAAGUUGUCACAGGAUAUUGACAAAAACUGCAAAGGAUCAACAAAAAACUGAUAACAGCCAUGAUGAUAGCUUACCAUGUUGUGUUUUUUUUCUUCUUUUUUUUAAUGUAAAUGUCUGCACUGAAAAUUUUUGUUUGCCUUUUAUGUACAUUUUUUUACGUAGCUAUUUUUAUACACUGUAAGGCUUUGUUCUGGGAGUUGCUGUUAAUCAGAUGUAUAGCGUAUUGUUUUUAUUUUUAUGACACUGUUUGAUGCGCAGGUACAUUUUGAAUUCUGAUUGCUAUCGGUAAAACUUUUUAAAGGAAAUACACUAAGGUGUAACAGUUUCUUCAUUUUGUUCUGUAUUCUUUUAGGUCAUCUCUGUUGAUAUUUCCUAUAGAUAUUUGUAAUUCAUUUACUGAGGACUAGAAUGGGCUCUGUAAGACCAUGCAUGUUCCCAGUGGAUAAGAUUAAGUAUUCCACUCAUAACUGCAGUCAUAGCAAAUUAGGUAUUUUACCGAUAGCAUCAUAGACAGAAAUUAUGUUCACACCAUUAAUCUUACAGUGACUGGAAUCCUGUCUUUUUUUGUUGUCCACUGCCUUACAAAUAUCACAGUUUUUGGGGAAAAUUUAUAUUGCAACAAUAUGGUGCCCCAUUUGUCCACCAAAAGAGCAAAUUUUACUCUUGUUGAAGAAGGUUGAUAUUGAAGGAUCCAUGUAACUUAUAGAUAAUACUUUAUUUCAUGCUGUUGUUUUUGUCAUUUUGAUUACAUAUUUAAUUGAUUCUUUUCUUUAUGACUUGUUGAUAUUUUCAGGGUAAAUUUAAAUGAAUGCCAUUGUCCUUGUUGCCUAGGCUAAGCUUUAAACAUCAUUUUCUCACUUUUUAAAUAUCAUGGAAUCUGUACACCUCCAGCAGAUUCGCUUUUUGCACAUUUUUAUCACUGAUACAUUGCUCACAUUUUGUUCUUGAGGCACAGUUUUAAUUGUUCUUAAUCAUAAAAUUAUGAAUCAAAUGAUAUAAGUGUAGCAGAUGUUACACAAAGAAUUGCUUCAAUGGUUGUUUUGAUUGCAUAUUUUACAAACUGGGAUUGCUGCUGUAAAGACAGUAGCAUUAAGCAGCUUGUUUAUUUGAUGGACACAGAAAAUUGCAGAAUUUAGUCCACUGGCAGCUUAAUGCUGUAGUCUUUAACCAAUGUAUUUCUUGUGGCAUCUGCUUCGCAGUGCGUUGCAGAAUUAGCAAGGGGCUCAUUUGCUUUAUGGUUUUAUUUGCAUUAACCACUACAAAUUAUUGAUGCACCUUCAUAUGAUCUUGUGUUAACCGGUACAUAAUUUAUCAGCCGAUAUCUAAAACAAUAAAAUGUCUUUUCUUUAAUUUGUAACUUUAUAAAGAAAAUAUGUGGACUGUUCAAUCUGUGUAAACAUGGUAUUGUAAAUGGACAGCAACUAAUGCAUUGGAUAUCGCAAGAUGUAUUUCAUCCUCUGUAAAGCUGAAACAUGUUUCCAGAGAAUGUACAUAAAGUGUAUUUACUA